UGAGAAGCAGAGAGAUGAAGGGAGGGGGCUGUAUGCAGUGGUGAUGCAGGGAGGGGUGUUAGCAGAUAGAUGUAUGUGAACAGAAUAAGGCAUUGAGAUAAGACGGGAACCAGAUACACAGUGAGGCAGAGAGACUGGACCACUGCUGACUGGCUGCUCACUGAAAGGCAAGGCCAGAAGAAGGAGAGAGGGAAAGAAACGGGCAGAAGAAGGAGAGAGAGAGGGGGAGUCGUAAGGUUAGAAAUAAAGCAGGGGAAGAUACAUGAAAGGUGGGAGGAAGACGAAAAGGUGGGAGAAGGUGGGGAGGGAGAGAGGAUAGGAGAAGACAAGAGGGAGAACGGUGCUAUUAACAACAAGAACAGGGAGAGGAAGAAUACACACGAUUACAAAUCAGCAAAUAGAAAGGAAAGAGAAAAAGGUGAAAAGUAAUUAAAAAAUGGGAGAGCGGGAAAGGGCGAAAAUUUUGGGAGGAUGAAAAAUGGAAUGAGAGAGAGCUGAAUAAGAUAGAGAAAAAAAAGGGUUGGAGGCAGAGCAAGAGAAACAGAGGGAGGGAGGGAGAGAUGCUGAAACCCGCAGACAGGCAGAGGUGAUGUAAAUACCUGGAGGGGGAGUGAAGGAGCGAAGAAAAGAGGGAAGAAGAGAGGAAGGGAGGACAAGCUCCUGCUGCAGAAUGAUGGGGAACUCACCGCACAAACAGAGAAGCAAAAAGCAUCACAGAAUGCAGCCAGCAACAGCUGCUGCUGUUCCUGUGGACCAUUCCAAGUCAGCAAACUGGCAGCAACAACCAGUGAAUGUAUUUUUAUCUUCUAAACGGCCUCCUUGUGUCGAAGAACUUCAUCAAGAGGCAGAACUCAACUUGCAGAGUCUUCUUCAAGCUGAUUGUUUUUCUGAAGAAUUUGAAGAUCGAUAUAUAGAUACAAAAGUUACAGGGCAGACAUUUCGUUAUUCAGCCCUCUCACAAUCUGCGACACUACAACCAGAAACUCCUACAAGACAUACACCCAGACGUCUUGAGUUUGUCUACCUGCCGGCUAACAGGAGGGUGAGUGAAGAUGAGACAACCACAGUAGGAGUUAGGCCACGAGAGACGUGUUUAAGUCUACCAACCACGCCUGACAAGCAAGUGGCCUGGAUUAAAGCAUUCCCCUUUCCUAUCCCAGAGGAGAGGCGAUGGCAUCAGUCUAACUCCAUUCAGACCAAUAUUGUGCCCAUUAACGUUUCAGAGACAGCCCUGGGGUCUACUGUCGCUAGUGCUGUUAUGGGGGAUUCUGGAGAAUUGUUUGACAAACAUGCAACUUCCCGCCACUCACUGUUCAACACUGAGACAGCGGUAAACCCCAAAACAACCCUACGGCGCAGGAGGACAAUAAUUGGGUUCUCACAUCAUACACAACAAGAUCAAGGAGAAAGCAAGAGUUCCACUAGCAAUGAGUCUAAUGCAAAACAGUCGUCUGCAGGCAAUGUGAAUGGUGUGACAUGCAGUGAACACUCUCUAUCUAGAGAAAAAUCACCCCCUCCUAAACCUGAGACAUCUCACGGGAGACACCCUGGGGGUAGAGCAGCUACUCCACAUCCUCAACAGCUGCCUUUGAGAAAAACAUUCAGUGAUCUUGGACAUAUUUUGCAAAACCCUACCAGCACAGAAAGUACAGGUGGAAUGUAUGCCAGCCCCUCCUGUAAUGGAACAAAAGACGCUGUUGCCUUGUCACAGGAAAGCACAUUCAACUAUAUGACUCCAUCUAGCCCAGUGAAAAGUCAGCAAAGAACUGGAAGUGACACCACAAAAUGUUCCACUUUGACAAUGUCCUCUCCUGGAGUUUGUAAAGGGGGGGGAUCCUAUAAGGUGAGAAAAGAGAAUGUGACAAGGAGCAAUGGAAGUGGUAUGUGUUCAAGUGCCACCCUUCCAACUACAUCAUUUGAUCAUACAAAGGAAGCAGAAUCUAAAAAUAUUUUCCAUUCCGGACAAUCAGGUAUAAAUAUCUCUUCUACGAUGCCGACAAGGUCUGGAGAAUGCACAUUUCGGGAGAGAUCACUGUCUAUGCCAACAGACUCAGGUUCCCUUUCCUCAGUAGAUAUAGCUUACUCUGAGAACAGGAGAGGCAGUGGUGAUUAUGCCCUGAAUUACCCUAGUGGAAGCUCAGAGGAGAGCACAAGCACAGAGAAUGUAUCUGUUGCUACUGAAGAGAACCAGGAAAGAAGGAGGUCUCGAAGCAUCUCCUUGAGGAAGCCAAAGAAAAAGCCAUCUCCUCCUGCACGCAGUGUUUCCUUGAUCAAGGAUAAUAGUGUCCAGAAAUUACAGCCGGCAGCUACUAUGCCUAAAGACCAGAGGCCUAAGAGUCUCUGUAUUGCAUUUGAUAGCCAGGGGCAUAGUUACAUUCAAACAUCCCUUCAUGGUAAUGCCACAAUGCCAACAGCAAAAAGCAUGCACUUUACCCACAGCUGGAAUCAAAGUGAUGGCAAAUCCAAUGAUUUGUACAGGUCAUUGUCUGGUUCUAGUACUGCAACAGGAACCACUGUGAUUGAGCAUACAAAAACACAGGGAAGUUCAGAGUCUUUAACAUCUCCUUCCAACUCCAGAGCCACAACUCCUUCUCAGGUUUCAACAGAACCAGAGUCAAAGAUUUCAUCACCUAGGAAACCUCUUGCUUUGAUGUCUCCUUCAAGUGGUUACUCUAGUCAGUCAGAAACUCCAACUGCAGUCCCGUCAUCAAUGAUUCUUGGACACUCUCCUUACCAAAGCAACAAGGUAAGACCUGUUGUUCCUGAGAGAAAAUCAUCACUGCCAGCUGUUUCACCCAUUGACAGAAGUCCUAAGAUAAGGCAGCCUUUCGAUUUGCCAUUGACUCCACCUACCCAUCUAGACUUGACUGCAGUUAGGAGAUCUUCAAAAAGUAAAGUAAAAAACAACAGGAGCCAUUCAGAGUCAACUUUUGGUACUAAACAUAAUCAAAAGAGUAGUCCAGUUCAGCCUAUAAUGCCAAUGGUGACACAAUCAGAUCUAAGAUCUAUACGGCUUCGCUCAGUAAGCAAAUCAGAGCCUGAAGACAACUUGGAUGGUAUAGAACCCAUUGAUGAACUUGCAGAUGAAGCUUUUCCUUUGCCAGAUAAAAAAGUAAAGCCUCCAGUAGCAGAGAAACCUCCUAUGUCCAGAAGACCCACCAAUCUGGCUUAUAGAUCCCCUGCUGUCACACCAGAAUCUCCUGUGAUGUCUCCACAUUCUCCUGGAACAUUUGUUAGAGACCAGUCAUCUCCUCAGGAUGCCUACAUGGUCAUUGGGACAAUUAGGCACAGGAAAAGCUAUGAUAUAGAUACUCGUAUGGACACGCCACCUUCCAUUGAACCCUCACCUCCUUCUGAAAGUUGCUUUCUUGGAGGUCCACCAGGGACAAUUAGCUUCUCCCAUAGUAGUGCUGAUGAAGAAGAGCUGACAAGAGGGAGACAAAUGCCAGAGAGAAUCACAAUCCAAAGUCUAAGUUAUUCAGAUAAAAGGAGAGUGAAGGUUCCACCACCUAUUCCAAAAAAACCCAGUGUGUUACACUUUCCAGUUGCUAGUCCACCUCCAGCAGGUCAGACUGAGUGUUCCAAUUCUGAACAAAUGAUGUCGUCAAGCCCAGUUAUUGCUGUGGAUUCUAGAGCCAGGUCGUAUCCUGAUAUUAUUGAAUUUCAGAAAUAUGACCCUGAAGGUGCAAUUUCAGCUGCCCAACCGGACCUUGUAUCUGUUGAUCGAUUGUCAGGACCAUUUACAGAUAUGUCGGGUGAUCAUAGAAGUGUAUCAAGGAAAACAGCUGAAUCCAUUACUGAAUAUGAUGAUGAAGUGUUUGUGAGUUCCCGUACAACUGAAGACCUAUUUACCGUCAUACACAGGUCUAAAAGGAAGUUGCUAGGAUGGAAAGAUUCUGGAGAUGCUUUUGGGAGUAGGCAAAGUUCAGUGUCACCUGUUAAAAGUUCCUCGAGUUCCACACUUAGUGAUUUUUCAACUGGAACCCUGAAUAUAACGCGGACCUCCAGUAAAAAUGAGGACUUUAAAGCCCUUCUCCAAAGAAAGGGCAGCAAGAGUAGCCUGGGAUCCCGUCCCUCAGCUGCAGAACUUUUGAAGACUACCAAUCCAUUGGCACGAAGAGUUAUGAAUGAGUUUGCUCCGGAGAUUGAGAAGAGUGGAAAUAUGAAAACUUUACCGUGAAGUAGACAAAUGUGAAUCUG
Molecule: messenger RNA, 4200 nt
Organism: Pelobates fuscus (common spadefoot toad)
Lineage: Eukaryota; Metazoa; Chordata; Amphibia; Anura; Pelobatidae
Gene: NHSL2
Product: NHS like 2
Exons: 9
Coding region: 671-4180 (1169 amino acids)
Biological process (GO): cell differentiation
Source: RefSeq, a predicted model, not a curated record